This is a messenger RNA of Suillus clintonianus, 2421 nucleotides long. RefSeq lists its product as uncharacterized. Bases 1 to 2421 code for a protein of 806 amino acids. Lineage: Eukaryota; Fungi; Basidiomycota; Agaricomycetes; Boletales; Suillaceae. The record is from RefSeq and is a predicted model, not a curated record. The transcript is spliced from 3 exons.
AUGCCCAUCGAGAUGCCCGUCAAGAUGGAACGACACAUUAGUACGCCAGAUGUUCCCUUAUUUUAUCAUUCCACACCGCGCAAAGCCCAACGUCAGCGCAUGGGCAAAGUUCGCUCCUUUCUUCCAGGCUUCGUCGAUCGCGCCAUCUUUCGUACCAAGCCAGUUCCCCAUCGUGACACUGCUGGGUCACCUCCAAAGGUCGACCUCACCGUCAACGUCGACUCUCUUGCAGCAAAGACUCACAAUCACGACUACCUUCAGGCGCAGCUCAUCUCCGAACGCAUGGAAGCGCAGAAGCUCAGAGUGGCAAACAGGGGUUUACGCACUUCGCUCGCCGCUGUCAACAAGGAACGGAAGGCUACUCCCCAAGCCCUGAAUCAGGCGCAACGCUAUAGCUGUACUGUCCAAGAACAGCUCGACUUUGACCGCAAAGCGAUGCAGUCAGAGGUGUCUAAGAUCAUCCAGUCCUACGACUCCAAGUUACGCGACAUGAACGAGUUGAGUAUGCGACAAGGCGCUCAGGUCAUCAAGCUGCAGUCAAGGCUCUUCGACCAGGACGAGCUGAACAUGCGACAGGGCGCUCAGGUCAUCAAGCUGCAGUCAAAGCUCUUCGACCAGGACGAACACAUUGCGCACCUAGAGAGCUUGGAGGUCUCCGAUUCUGUGAUUGAGUCUCUCACUCGCAAGACCAGUGUCAGAAAUCUCGAAGGCGUAUCUCAACUGGACAGUGGUUCCCAAGGCAGGUCGAUUGUGGUUCAAGCUAUCGCGGAACGUGAAUCAAAGCCUCAGUCAACGGAGCCAGCAGUGGCUGCCAAAAGGAACUCAACGACGAAGCACGAGCCAGAGCGAACACGAAAACUAGUCAAACAGCAACGUGAGGCUGCCCAUGAUGCAUCCGUGCGCCGCAAGGACGACGACCCUUUCAAUUCAGAGCCAAAUCUAGCGCCAAAUCGCAGGAUUCGAAGCGUACUGGCAGAUGCGCGAGACUGUGGAGCCAAGACCCCUGCGACAAUUUCAGGACAGAAAGACGCUCGUCGUAAGAAAGAUGAACAGCAUCCCUCCCAAGCUUAUCACGGCCACCAGACAGAUCUCGCAGCGUUUCAGGAUAUUCAAAGCUUACCGGGAGAUGCACGAGAGUGUGGAGCCAGGACACUUGCGACCAUUUCGGAGCUUAAGGACGCUCGUUGCAAGAAAGAUGAAGACCGUCCCUCCAAAGCUUGCCACGACCACCAGGCGGAAUUUGCAGCGUAUCAGGAUCAAAUCGCUGCUCUCACUUCGGAACGUGAUACACUCUCUCGGGAGCUUAGGCGCAGUACUCGGAUGGCGAACUCUAAUGCUUGCUUACUCAACAGUGUAGAACUGCAAGCUCAACAACUACUCUACGAGCAUGACGCACUUGUCAUUGAGCACCAGCAGGAGAAGGCACACUCGCAGCAACAAAUCCGCCAACUUGAGGCCCAACUCGAGGAGACCACCGCAUCAGCUUUUCGAGCCAGAGAUCGUUGCGAAGUAGCACGUGAAGAACUUCUAGAGGUCAAAGAGCAACUUAGGCUUGAACGCAUACGGUCGGCUCAAAACCACGGAGACCAUUUGGAUGAGAUGCUCAUACUCUCCAGGAAGAAUGCGGAGCAGGCCAAUUUAAUUGAAACCCUCAAUACCGAUUUCGCAGAGCAACAUACUACGAUCAAGACGUCGCAUAUUCAUCUGGACCUGGAGAACAAUGCACAGGCGAUUAUGAAGCGCAAGCUCCGGAAAAUGGAGAUUGCAUUCCAACAUGCACAAGAGAACAUCGAGCUGCUCCACGUUACCUCGACGAAGGCUCAAGGCAACAUUUUUCGCAGGCUCAGUAACCGCUUUCCGCAGAACGGACCUAGUCAAGUAUUACACCGAGGAUCCCCACCCGCCACUCAAGAGAUCGUGAAGAAUGAGAAAGCGCAGUCUCCUCUUGCUGCUUCCAGCACUUCUUCUCCACCGACCUCCGCUCAUGAGGUUAAUGGCGUUCCUUCCCAGCACACCCACAGGACGCUUUCUUGCCCACCAGAGAAUCCUCCCAUCACUAAGCCGUCCCCACGAGAUGUUCCCAAUGACACCUUGGACGUCUCCACGGCGUCAAUACUCAGUGACGGUGGCGUGGACUUGCUCUUGGAACCGAGCCGGGACGUGUCCGGUGAAGGCAAUGGCCCGGCUACCCUCUGCUCGAUGCUGUCAGCGGUCCGCAUGUACGCUCCUAAUCCCAUUCGUGGUCCUCCGGAAAUUCAGCCUCGACGUCGCAACGUGGAUCCCCCCAAGAUUCUUCCGCGGGUCUAUCCCAAUGACAUGGUUAAAGUGGACGGCGUUACAGUUGGACAAACCUAUCAGGGUCACCAUUUCAUCUUUGACGAAACCGAAGACGUGUCGUCCAUUUUAUCCUUUUCCUUUUGA